Molecule: messenger RNA, 909 nt
Organism: Cucurbitaria berberidis CBS 394.84
Lineage: Eukaryota; Fungi; Ascomycota; Dothideomycetes; Pleosporales; Cucurbitariaceae
Exons: 1
Coding region: 1-909 (302 amino acids)
Source: RefSeq, a predicted model, not a curated record
AUGGCAACCCACGACCAGCCGCCAGCCGCCAUGCUUGUCGGCCAUCCCACCUCACCGCCCAUGACACCCGGCCAUCGCACUCAAAAUCGCUUUCCGCCGCAGACACACCAAACCUCUCCGCUGUAUAAGCGUAUGGGCAUCCCGAAAUUUGCCCAGACUCCUCCAUUGGAGUUCAUCGAACCCACUGGCGAAGACCAUCACUUCAAGUUCACUCGCCCACAAUCACUCGAACGGUCUUCGCGCACAUCCGCUUCCACUGGACGAGCGUAUGCAACAACAUCUCUACUAUCCGAAGAUGACGACGAUUCUGAGGAGGAGAGCGAACAGGAGGAGGAAAGACCCAUGCGCCGGGUAGAAAAGGCUCAGUUUGUGCUCGAAGAGCUAAACAGCGAUCCAGGCUACGACUGUGACAUAGAAGUCGUACGGCCAGACAAUUAUGAAGACGCAAAAAGUGACAGAAGCGGAACAAAAUCCGAGGUCUUUGCUCGACUGAAAGAGCUGCAACUCGAACAAGACAGUUCGGACGAGGAGGAAAGGGAACGCAUUUACCGACAUAAGAAGAAAAGAUGGAGUGCAGGAGUCUUCAAGCGCAGUCAUAGUCAGAGCGUCGAGGGUGACAGCAGUUACUCUGACAACGACCCACUAGACGACGUUGACCCAACUGCUCGCCGACUACGACGCCGCGUGCGCGGCCCUCGCGGGCCUUGCGACAGGCGAGGGUCACUCAUCUUUGAGGACAGGGGCUUCUCAAAUACCAACAAUAUCGUGGAGGUAGAGGAGCCGGAUGAAGGACGAGUGAUACACUCGAAAGGCCCGCCAUCUAUUCCUAGUGAUGACGCGUUCACCCUGGAUGAGCUCCCAUUUUGGAGAGGGGGCGACUUGAUGGACGUUGAAUUUGACUCUGAUUAG